Messenger RNA from Thamnophis elegans (Western terrestrial garter snake), 3005 nucleotides. It is a transcript of the gene PDK3, whose product is annotated as pyruvate dehydrogenase kinase 3. Gene Ontology annotation, molecular function: pyruvate dehydrogenase (acetyl-transferring) kinase activity. Gene Ontology annotation, cellular component: mitochondrion. The record is from RefSeq and is a predicted model, not a curated record. Bases 341 to 1546 code for a protein of 401 amino acids. Gene Ontology annotation, biological process: protein phosphorylation; regulation of glucose metabolic process. The transcript is spliced from 12 exons. Lineage: Eukaryota; Metazoa; Chordata; Lepidosauria; Squamata; Natricidae.
ACGGGGCGGGCUGAGCAGCUAGGGAAUGGGGCGUGAAGGUGGGGAGGAUAAUACGUCCUCUCGCUUUCUCUUGUAGAUUACGAUUUGGCGCGGAGAGCGUAGCGGCGGCGACAAUAGGAACUGUUGCUGAUGCUUCUUCAGCGCGUUCGAGUGGCCCUGGGGAGCUAUUAAGCCGUUGUGACAGUUGCGAGCGUCUUCCCGCCGUCUCCUCGCGCUGUUUAUGUGCGUGAGCCUCCCCGCGCGGGUCGCCGGUUGGACCAGGGCCCUGUCGACGUCCGUCGUGGUGGCGGCCUGGCAUAACCGCGAACCUUACGCGCUUCCUCAACUCCAGUAAGAAAUCAUGCGGCUAUGUGGGGCGCUUCUAAAAAGCCCCAUUCCCAAACAAAUCGAAUACUACUCUCGCUUUUCCCCGUCGCCGCUCUCUAUUAAGCAGUUCCUGGACUUCGGGCGUGAUAAUGCAUGUGAGAAAACAUCAUACAUGUUCCUGAGAAAAGAGCUUCCUGUGCGACUUGCUAAUACAAUGAGAGAAGUAAAUUUGUUGCCUGACAACUUGUUGAAUAGGCCUUCUGUUAAGCUAGUACAAAGUUGGUAUAUGCAGAGCUUUCUUGAGCUUUUACAGUAUGAAAAUAAAAGUCCUGAAGAUCCACAUGUGUUAGAUAACUUUUUAGAUAUCUUAAUUAAAGUCAGGAAUCGACACAAUGAUGUUGUUCCUACCAUGGCCCAAGGAGUUAUUGAAUACAAAGAAAAGUAUGGAUUUGAUCCUUUUGUGAGCAGUAAUAUUCAAUAUUUUUUAGAUAGAUUCUAUACCAAUCGCAUCUCAUUUCGUAUGCUUAUUAAUCAGCACACACUGCUUUUUGGUGGAGUCACCAAUCCUGCUCAUCCAAAACAUAUUGGGAGCAUUGAUCCUACUUGUAAUGUGGCUGAUGUAGUGGAAGAUGCCUUUGCAACUGCCAAGAUGUUGUGCGAGCAAUAUUAUCAAGUAGCACCUGAUUUGGAAAUUGAAGAAUUCAAUGCUAAAGCACCCGGCAGGCCCAUUCAGGUUGUCUAUGUACCCUCGCAUUUGUUUCAUAUGCUUUUCGAAUUGUUUAAGAAUUCAAUGCGAGCUACAGUGGAGCUAUAUGAAGGUAAAUGCAAAAGCUAUCCAUCAAUUAAAACAUUAGUCACUUUGGGAAAAGAAGACCUAUCAAUAAAGAUAAGUGAUAAAGGUGGUGGUGUACCUCUGAGAAAAAUAGAUCGUCUUUUUAAUUAUAUGUAUUCAACUGCUCCCAGGCCUAGUUUGGAGCCAUCAAGAGCUGUGCCUUUGGCUGGAUAUGGGUAUGGUCUGCCAAUAUCUCGUCUUUAUGCUCGAUAUUUUCAAGGUGACCUCAAAUUAUAUUCUAUGGAAGGAGUUGGUACAGAUGCAGUAAUCUAUUUGAAGGCAUUAUCAAGUGAAUCUUUUGAAAGACUACCAGUUUUUAAUAAGUCAGCUUGGCGACAUUACAAAACCACUCCAGAAGCAGAUGAUUGGAGUAACCCUAGCAGUGAACCAAGAGAUGCUUCCAAGUAGCAAUAACGGCAGUGCCAGUUCUUGGCUGAUGCAAAAGGAAAGUUUCAGCUAUCUUGGAAUCCUCCUGCUGUAAGAACAUCAUGUAUCCACCCUUAUAGUGUGCUGUACUCCCUUCUCUCAAAAUAAUUUGAAAACCUAGAAUUUAAUAGCAUAAAAUUCUUCGCAUCUUUGCUCUCUCUCCUGAAAUUGAAAUUGUCCUCAAUCAAGUGCUUCAUUGGUACUUUACUCAUUCCACAGAAAUUCGUCUGUUUCAUUAAUUCUGUUAAUCUAAAUGGAAGUUACAGUUACUGUUAGGUAGUAGUAUUUUUAUUUUGUUAGAAUAGAGCUUUAUUUGAUUAGAAAGCCUUUUCCUUUCCUAAGAGAAGGGAAAACUGCUUAAUGUAUAUUUAUUGAAUAUAAUCAAAUAUUAGCUCAUUGGUAUGAGAGGAAAUAGCUCCUUUUAUAUGCUUUAAAAAAAAAUUUUAAUAAUGAAAUAAAAAUAAGAAUAAUGCCAGCAGGAAGAAAUGACAAUGAUUAUAAAUGAAGAAAACAUAAAACACCAAAAUAUAUUGUGACAAUUAAAUUAAAAAUAAAAAAAGGAAAAACUAACAUAAAUGUAGACAGAUUCCUAUAAUAUCCAUAGAUAUUGGUACAAAAUUAAUCCAGUCCAUAUAUUAAAUGUGGAGGAAUGUUGUCCAUAAGGUCGCGAUGGGUCAGACACGACUUUGCAACUAACAACAAAUAUAUCAAAUAUGUCAGAUGAAAGUAUAUUUACUUAUUUUCAGAAUACAUAAACAUCUAAAAAGGACAGAAAAUCAUAUCCUGAACCCAAUUCUUAAAAACAGAUGGAUAUGUUUAUUUGCAUUUAGAGAAAAUUAAUCUCUUAGCCUUGCCCAGGCUUCAUAAAGCCAAAACAGAUUCCAUAUUCAAUAUAAUAUUAACCAUUUAAUGGGAGGUCUCAGAAUUUAUUAACAUAUGUAGUAAUUUGAAAACAAUAUGAUGUAUCUGAACAAGAUCGUAUGCAUUAAGGAAUCUUCAAAUCUUUUACAGCAUUAGCAAAAUAAUCUAAUACCUAACCCUUUUAAAAUAGUUAAGAAUGAUACAAAAGCUUGACUUACUUUCUGGUGAAUUAAUUUUGUUUUUAAUCAUAGGAGGUAUAGUUUAUAUUUUUUAACAUUAGACUCCUUUGAUUCUUCAAAAUUUGAGUAUUCCAGUUCUCCAUUCCAUAAUUUAGAUAAAGAACUGAUACAAACUUUUCUUUUGUUAUUUUUUAUUUAAAUUAGAUUAAUGGUUUCCAUUAGAGUGCUGCUUCUAUUGAGAAUCCUAAAAUUUCAAGUAACUGUUAACACAUGGAGCUCUUCAUAGUACUGUAUAACAUAUUCUAGAAUUCUGGAGUUGCCAUAUAUAAAGUUAUUUCACUGUAAAUGCUGCAUAUGUCCCUUCUUCCCUUUAUACUGUGCAAUAAAACUACUAAAAUGUU